This is a messenger RNA of Heterostelium album PN500, 3117 nucleotides long. RefSeq lists its product as uncharacterized. The coding region runs from base 1 to 3117 and encodes 1038 amino acids. Gene Ontology annotation, molecular function: protein binding. The transcript is spliced from 2 exons. NCBI's taxonomy places the organism in Eukaryota, Evosea, Eumycetozoa, Acytosteliales, Acytosteliaceae. The record is from RefSeq and is a predicted model, not a curated record.
AUGAAUAAAAAAAAUAAAAAAGCAGUCAGUGCUGUAAAUAGUAGUGGUAGUACUAAUAAUAAUAAACAAAAUAUAAAAGUAAACAUUAAUAAUAAUAAUAGUAAUCAAAAUGCAAAUGUAAAAAAAGAUAAAACAAAGAAUGAACAAAAAGUAACAGAACAACAAAAUGUGUCAAAAUCAGUUAUUAUAGCUGGUUUAUCAGUUUCAAGUAGAUAUAUGUCAUCGAUGUUUGGUCAUCAUUACUUUGUGUUGUCUGGUGGUAAUGUUUGGUGUGAUACACCAGAUUCCAUUGUAAAGUUAAAGUCAUUGAUUCCAAUCAAUCUCAAUGAUCUAUCAAAGGUAUAUCAGAGUGCAUUGCUCAGUGGUGACAGAUCAACAUGGGAGAUUCCAGUGUUUUCAUUCCUUCUUCAACCGAUCUGUCAGAAACUAGGUGGUGGUGGUCAAUCUCAAUCACAGAAACUGAUAUCUUCAGACAUUCAAUUUAUCAGUGGUAUCACAGAUCUAUUCAAUCAUUACACUUCAAGUGGUGCUGUAUUCGAUUCCACUGAAUUGAAUGAUGAUUUCGAUGAUCUCACCAAACUAUUAUUGAGUGUCGGUUCCAACAAACAAGAGAUUCAGUCUUUACUUUCACUCAACAUCGAACAGAAUAAACAUUCUGAAAAGAAAUCAUCGAUAUUGAAGAAGAACAUCAAAGAACAAAUGAAUAAUCACAAUUAUUUAGAAGCAAUCAAGUUGGCAAACGAAGGUACCAAUAUCUAUGGAUUAUCAGUUGAUACUCUUGCCAAAUUCUAUUUCUAUGCUGGAUAUUCACAAGAGAUGCAACGAUUAAAAACAAACAGUAAAUCAGCACGUGAUGAUAUUUUGUUGAAUCUCAGUCGAAUGAAAUCAAUCAAACCAGAUUGGAAAUGUACAUUACUCUUGACCGCCGUCAUUCUACAUAACGAUGGCAAAAUUAUUGAGGCAAAAAGGACAAUAGAGAAAUGUUUAUCGAUGAGUCCACAUUACGAAUUAGCAAGAGAUCGAUAUGAAAUGAUCAAAUUCGAUUUUCAAUUUGGUAUAGAGGAAAUACCUAUAUCAGAUGAAAUUCUCAAAGAAGUGAUGUCCAGCACCCACGAUCAAGAUUUAUUGAACGGAUAUAUUCAUUAUUUUGGCAUCAAUGUAGAGAAAGAUACAGUCAAGGCGUUACUAUGUUUUCUAAAGUUUCCAAACAAUACUCUUGCAGUAGUGUACUCUGGAAUAUGCUAUCAACUCAGAUCAGCAAAUGUCUAUCGCAAUUUAAAGAAAGGAUUCGAAUGCUUCCAGAGGGCAUUGCAUAUGGGUCAUCUGGAAGCACUAAACAGUCUGGCGACUUGCUGUCUCUAUGGAUACGGUGUUGCUAAGGAUAUCAAGAAAGCAAUCGAAUAUCUCGAACGAAACAUUCUUAACGGUCAUACAUCAUCUCUGAACCUUCUUGGUGAAAUCUAUCUCGAUGAAGAUUGCGGAAUGGUUAAACCAAAGAAAGCUGCACAGCUAUUUCUCCAAGCUUCGAAUCUCAAGAAAAAUCCACAUCCAAAAUCGAUGUACAAUUUGGCAGCGCUCUACCUGAGUGGCAAUGGUAUCGAGAAGGAUUUGGAUGCCGCCGAAAAGUGGUGUAGAAAAGCAUUGGAUAACGGCAUUACGGAUAGCCAAAAUCUGAUGGGCAAUAUUCUAGCUGCCAAAGGAUCAGAGGAUCUGCCACCUAUCUACAAAGAAAUCAUUGAUAUUUUCAGCUCUAUUACUACCAAUCAAGAGAAAAAGAAAGUUACUACCGAUCAAUUGACAAGCUAUACCAAUAGCUCAGUGACUGCAGCCAAAUUGUGGAAAGCAAAGAAACUGUUUAAUGAAACAAUAACAAUGAUAAAUUCUGGAAAUGCUCAAGAUAAAGAUAUCAUAUCGAAUAUCUCAAAGUGCUACCAAAUACAUGAAAUCGUUGUUGACGUUGAGAUUCUAAGAGAGAAAUUCCUACCGAUUCUCAAUCGAUACAUGAAGAACAACCCAAUGGAUUUGAAUUCAAGAUAUUGCUUUAUCUAUCUGAAUUACAGUAAUGAUAUUAGAUACAUUUUAAGUUAUACUGAACAAACUUUAAAGUAUUUUCCACAUUCUCACGCUGCAUUGUACAAAAUGGAAAAACAAAUUCAGACCUCUCCUCAUGGAGGUCCUCUUACCAAAAACGACGAUUUAUCAGAUAUGUUUGAGUUUCAACGAAUCUGCCAGAAGGACGAUCUUUUGAGACCAAACUCAUAUUAUGAACUCUCAAGCUAUAUGAUUGCCAAGAAAGAAAUGGAAAAUGGAUAUCAUUACUAUCUUUUGGGAAAGGAAUCAGAGAAAGAUCAAUUACCAUGCUUCCUUCCUUACAACAACAACAAACCUGAACUCAUAAUUUUCGAAUCAUACGGUGAUCAGAACACCAUCAAACAUACCACUUCAUUUCAUAACUACCUUGAAAAAAUGAAGGAGUCUGCUGAUCCAAUAUCGGACACGUCGAUUAUCGUGGAUAACGAUCAUAGACUUAGACUAACAACACACCUCAGAAGUUGUUUCGCCAAUUUUAAUAACAUUGCUAGCAGUAAUAGUGAGAAAGGAAGUAGAUGUAUUACAAUCAAACAAGUUCCAAAAAACUUUGUUGAAGAUUAUAAUGAAAUUACAAUUUUAGAUAUCAAGAUCAAUUUUGAUUAUGUCUAUACAGGUUUGAUUAGAGGUAUCAUCAUUGAAAGACCAUUCAGAAAUAACAAGGCAACACAUUUCUUGAUGGUAGAUAUUAAUGGUUCUUGUAUCAAUGUUGGUAUCUAUGAUGAUACCAUCAAUAACCAAGCAACAGCCGAUCGAUUAUUCUUUGUUGGUCAGAACAUAUUCAUUGUCAAUCCAUAUCAUCGAAUUGGUACAAUUGGUAUCGAUAGAGUUUCAAUGAUCAGAGUCGAUCAACUAUCAGAGCUAUUCACUGACAACAUUUCUAAACCCAAUCGAUUCUGUCAUGGUUGUUUCAAACCAUUCGAAUCGAAAUACAUCAAAUGUUCAAAAUGUAACGUUGCCAACUAUUGUUCAAAACAAUGUAAAACUUAUGAUUUCUACACAUUACUUCAUAAAUCAAUUUGUAAAUAA